Messenger RNA from Clupea harengus (Atlantic herring), 2225 nucleotides. RefSeq names its product WD repeat domain 13 (gene wdr13). NCBI's taxonomy places the organism in Eukaryota, Metazoa, Chordata, Actinopteri, Clupeiformes, Clupeidae. Gene Ontology annotation, cellular component: nucleus. The record is from RefSeq and is a predicted model, not a curated record. Gene Ontology annotation, molecular function: protein binding; promoter-specific chromatin binding.
GUGUUAUAGAUCUGAUAACGUUGCCGCGCGAUGGGUGGGAGAAAGAAUGUCACAUGACCCAUCCAGCGUCUGUCAGUGUCCAGAGUAAAAUGCAUCGGUGAGAAGUAUUGGAAAGAAGGCAGGCAGCAAACGAACACUUUGGAACUGAUGGCGAAUGGGUUUCUUGACGCCACAUCUGCCUUAGGCUAUCCUGCUUCCUUGCGUGGAAUGGCUGCAGUUUGGCAGCAGGUCUUGGCAGUCGACGCAAGGUACAAUGCUUACCGCACGCCCACCUUCCCCCAGUUCCGCACGCAGUACAUCCGACGCCGCAGUCAGCUGCUGCGUGAGAACGCCAAGUGCGGCUUUGAGCCAGGGCUGCGCAAGCAGUACCUGCGCGUACGCAGCCAGCUGCUGGCCCUGCGAUACGGGCCCCUGUCCGAGCAGAGCAGCUUCAAGGCUAGCAGCGUGCGCAGCUCCCGCACCACGCUGGACCGCAUGGAGGACUUUGAGGAGGACCCCAGGGCACAGGGCGCUCGGGGCCACCGGCGGUCUGUGAGUCGAGGCUCCUACCAGCUGCAAGCCCAGAUGAACCGCGCCGUCUACGACGAGAGGCCCCCUGGCAGCCUAGUGCCCACGUCAGUGGCCGAGGCCAGCCGUGCCAUGGCAGGGGACACCACGCUGAGUGAGAACUACGCCUUCGCUGGCAUGCACCACAUCUUCGACCAGCACGUAGACUCCGCCGUUCCAAGACUGCAGUUUGCCAACGACGACAAGCAUCUGCUGGCAUGCUGCUCCUUGGAUGGGACCCUGUCAAUCAUGACACUGUCCCCAUCUCCUCCGACGGUCAAGGUGACUCUUCGGGGCCACGCGGGGCCGGUUACCGACUUUGCCUGGUCGCUUAGCAACGACGUCAUCGUGUCGACGUCUCAGGACGGCACGCUGCGCAUCUGGAACACGGAGGACGGGCGCUGCAUCCGGGAAGUGAGCGACCCAGACGCCAGCGAGCUGCUCUGCUGCACCUUCCAGCCCAUGAACAACAACCUCACUGUGGUGGGGAACAGUAAGCACCUGCUGCAGGUGGUGAACAUCUCCACGGGGAAGAAGGUGAAAGGCGGCUCCAGUAAACUGACAGGAAGAGUCAUGUCCCUCUCCUUCGACGCACCAGGAAGGAUUUUGUGGGCCGGGGACGACCGAGGAAGCAUAUUCUCCUUCCUGUUUGACAUGGCCACAGGCAAACUGACCAAAGCGAAGCGCCUGGUGGUGACGGAGGGUAGUCCCAUCUCCAGCAUCUCGGCCCGCUCCUGGAUCAGCCGCGAGGCCAGAGACCCCUCUCUGCUGGUCAACGCCUGUCUCAACAAGCUUCUCCUCUACAGGGUGGUGGACAAUGAAGGCACUCUGCAGCUGAAGAGGAGCUUCCCCAUCCAGCAUGGCUCUCAGCCCAUCCACAGCAUCUUCUGCCCCCUCAUGUCCUUCAGGCAGGGGGCCUGCGUAGUCACGGGUAGUGAGGAUGCCUGUGUGUACUUCUUUGACGUGGAGCGCAACACCAAGGCCAUCGUCAACAAGCUCCAGGGUCACAGCGGCCCCGUGCUGGACGUCAGCUUCAACUGCGACGAGUCUCUCCUCGCCUCCUCUGACGCCACCGGCAUGGUCAUCAUCUGGAGGCGGGAGCAGAAGUAACCGCGGCAACGCCAUGCUUCCACGCGCCAGCUACCACAGCUUGCACACUGGUCCGUCCGUUCCCAUCAUGUGCAAUUACACCUUUACCUAAAAGACUCGCUCAUCUCCUCGAGGCUCACAAGCCGUUAAAGAGAAACCGCCUUUGUCUGACAGAAUAGGGUUGGGGGGGGGGGGGGGUAAUAAUGAGAGGUGCAUUGCUACCUGUAUGUUUGUAAGUGCGUUAUCACAGUUGCUUAGAAAAUACUGACAGAGUGACUGACUCACAAUGGCAGGAGGGUUCCUUACAUAUCCUUAAUUUCAGCAGGCAUCUUUUGUCUGCUGUCAGUGUUGGUCUGAAAAGAUGUUUGCACGACACUAUGUGGCACUGCAUUGCAGUACCUAAUGUAAUGUAUACAAAAAAACUAAUAUAGAAGAGAUAGAAACAUAUCAAAGUGGGACCUCUUGGAUUAUGUUUUCUCUUUUGUGUGUUUACUGUAAAAGUCAUGCUGGCUUACACUACAAAACGGUCUGUUGUAUUUAUGACUUGCAUUGUUGCGAUAUAAUAAAUGACAUAUAUAUAUAUCAACCAA